Molecule: messenger RNA, 975 nt
Organism: Empidonax traillii (willow flycatcher)
Lineage: Eukaryota; Metazoa; Chordata; Aves; Passeriformes; Tyrannidae
Product: class I histocompatibility antigen, F10 alpha chain-like
Exons: 6
Coding region: 16-960 (314 amino acids)
Biological process (GO): immune response
Cellular component (GO): external side of plasma membrane
Source: RefSeq, a predicted model, not a curated record
UACCUGUCUGUGGCAAUGACGAAGCCCAGCCCAGGGAUCCCUCAAUUCAUGGAAAUUGGAUACCUGGAUGGGAUCCCCUUUGUUCGCUACAACAGCGAGAGGCGCCGGGAGGAGCCGCAGACGCCGUGGAUGGCGGCUGGACCUGAGCCGGGAUAUUGGGAUAGAGUGACCCAGCGAAAUGAGAGGAGCCGGCUCGUGGCUGCUGCUGCCCUGGAGACAGUGGGGGCGCGGUACAACUGGAGUGGGGGUCUCCACACGUGGCAGCGGCUUUAUGGCUGUGACCUCCUGUCUGAUGGGAGCGUCCAUGGAUCCUAUCGGGACGGCUACGAUGGACGGGAUUUCAUCUCCUUCGAGCUGGGAUCCAGGAGCUUCGUGGCGGCCGAUGGAGCUGCCCAGAUCACCAAGAGGAAAUGGGAAUCUGAUGGGACUGUGGUGGACCAUUUCACCAAUUACCUGGGGAGCAUCUGUCCAGAAUGGCUCCGGAAAUACGUCGGAUACGGGCGGGAGGCGCUGGAGCGCAAAGAGCCCCCUGAUGUCCACGUGUCUGGGAAAGAGGAACACGGGAUCCUGACGUUGUCCUGUCACGCGUACGGAUUCUACCCCGGGAUCAUCGGGAUCAACUGGAUGAAGGGGGAUGAAAUCUGGGAUCAGGAGACGGAGUGGGGCGGGAUCGUUCCCAACAGCGACGGCACCUUCCACAGCUGGGCCAGGAUCGAGGCGCUGCCGGGGGAGCGGGAGCAGUACCGGUGCCGGGUGGAACACGCCGGAAUGCCGGAGCCCGGGAUCUUCACCUGGGAGCCGGAAUCCGUCUGGAAUUCCACCCCGGUGUUGGUCGCUGUGUCCGUCAUCGCUGCCAUCAUCGUCAUCAUCGGCCUCAUCGCAGUCGGUGUCUGGAAGCUCCGAGCCGGGAAGGGAAAGGGCAAUGGAUACGACCCCGCACCCACCAAAAUCACAGCCUAAGUGAUCAUGGAGCUG